Lodderomyces orthopsilosis Co 90-125 is the source of this 1647-nucleotide messenger RNA. RefSeq lists its product as uncharacterized. Bases 1 to 1647 code for a protein of 548 amino acids. The transcript has a single exon. The record is from RefSeq and is a predicted model, not a curated record. NCBI's taxonomy places the organism in Eukaryota, Fungi, Ascomycota, Pichiomycetes, Serinales, Debaryomycetaceae.
AUGACCCAAUAUCAACUACAUGAUCGCAUAUCAGCUACAGACAACCAUAUAGCAACAAUAAAAUAUAUAGGCCACUUACCACAAUGGGGACCUCAAGUUAUUGCCUAUGGCAUAGAAUGGGACGAUGCCAAUCGUGGUAAAAAUGAUGGACUGUUGGAUGGUAUAGAAUACUUCACUCCCACUGUCGCCAAUUCUGCGAGUUUUAUCAAAUCAACCAACAGGAGCAUAAAUCAUGAUCGAAAAUCAUUUAUUCAAUUGAUUAGAGAGCAAUACGUUGAUGUCGUUGGGUAUGAAGCUAAGGGUAUUACAUUUGGUGGUAAAGUUGUUGAAGAAUUGGGAUGGCAACAAUUGAAUGAGCGUCAAUCACAAUUACGAAAUUUGACUUCGUUAAGUUUAGAUCAUCUGUUGAUCUACUGUAUGGCUCAUGAAAGUGAUGGUGAUUAUAUGGAAGAUGUAUUUAGCGGAUUAUGCAAUUUAACUAACUUGGAUCUAAGCUCCAAUUUAUUUAAUAGAAUGGGCGACAUUUGGCAAAUUGUAUCACGUUUACCCAAUUUAAAAAUACUUAAUAUCAAUGGGAAUAGAUUUGCCCCAGAUGAGUUAAUUCAGAGACUGGAUCAAAGCUUUAGUCAUACAAAUUUGCAAGUAUUGAAAAUGGCAUCAACUUUGAUACCUAUACACAGGGUCAAUUCAAUAACAUCACGACUUCCCAACUUACAAGAAUUGAUCCUAUCAGGGAACUACUACACCAACAAGGAUACGAACUCCCUAAACCUCAGUGAUAGCAAGGUAACAGCUUUAGAUCUAUCUUAUAAUUAUUUAGAUCAAAUUCCCUUCAACUUAUCACCAUUAAUACUGAAUAUGAAUAUUUCACAUUGUCAAAUCAUUUCAAUUGAGAAUAGCAUCAUUAAAACUAGGAUUAAGUCUCUCGAUGUUCGGUAUAAUCAAAUUUCCAAUUGGGUGGAUAUAGAUAAUUUAUCUCAAUCGUUUCCUCAAUUGACAAAUCUACGAAUCAAUCACAAUCCAAUUUUUGAAAAUAUAUCAGUUGAUGAAAUGACUUGCCAACUAAUUGGACGUUUUGAAUGCGAUGAUGGAAAGAGCAAUGGUGACAGGCUAAGUAUAUUGAAUGGGUCAAAGUUGACUUUGUCUGAAAUUGAAAACGGUGAAUUAUACUAUAUAUCUAAAGUUCACCUGGGCCAGUAUGAAAUGCACAAUCCAACACGGUGGAAGAACUUAUUGCAGAAGUAUGGGAAAGUAGGGCAUGAAGUUAAGGAACUAUCAACUUCAAGUGAGCUGAAAAGAUGGAUCAAUUUACAAUUGCGAGUUCGUCACGUGAAUGUGCAGAAAAGGGACAUAAAAGAAGACGGAACUGGGUCGGAAGGUAAUCUUCACACCGAAAGUGACCUCACUGUUUAUUCUCAUUUAUCCACAUACAAAUUCCUCAAAACUACAUCGAUUUUGAAAUUUAAAGGGAUGAUCUCACGGCUAUUUUUAUCAAAUUUAUCAAUAUUGCAAUUCCGAAUCUACUAUUAUAUAAACGAAGAUACAAAUUUUGCCACUAAAUAUGAGUUUGAUAAUUGGUCAAGUUGUUUGAAUGAUUUUGUCUUAGACAAUCAUCAAAGUAUUUAUAUAGAUUUGCAUCACUCAUAA